Messenger RNA from Fraxinus pennsylvanica, 588 nucleotides. The record is from the annotation of a GenBank genome assembly. NCBI's taxonomy places the organism in Eukaryota, Viridiplantae, Streptophyta, Magnoliopsida, Lamiales, Oleaceae.
AUGCUCUGCAAUUAUGGCGUUUCACUACCCAGAUGCGAUCCCCUCCGUUUCUCCUUCCUCCCAUCAACCCGACCUGACCCACUUCUUAUUCCCUCCUCUGUAUCCUUCCGUGUCGGACCCGGCCGAACCAUUAAACUCGUUAAGUCCACCAUUAAUGACACUCUGUCACUUACCUCGGAGAAGCCCUCCAGUUUCUACGAUUUACUGGGCAUACCCGAGACGGGCUCUUUGAUUGAGAUCAAACAAGCAUACAGGCAGCUGGCUCGGAAGUACCACCCGGACGUCUCCCCGCCUGGUCUGGCUGAGGAGUAUGCUCAGCAGUUUAUAAGGGUACAAGAGGCCUACGAAACGCUGUCGGAUCCUGGAAAGAGAGCGUUGUACGAUCUAGACAUGGCUAAGGGACUUCACCUUGCAUUCUCUACCAGAAGGCAUUCAAAAUUUGACCAGCAAAUGGAAGAGAAGUGUGAAUGCAAGAGGCGAUGGGAAUCUCAACUAUCGGAGCUAAAUAGAAGAAGUAUGUACGAGGACUCUGCUGACAAUAUGUCGUGGGGGGCACAGAUGCGGAGGCAACGAAAGGAAUCAUCUUAA